Molecule: messenger RNA, 480 nt
Organism: Puccinia triticina
Lineage: Eukaryota; Fungi; Basidiomycota; Pucciniomycetes; Pucciniales; Pucciniaceae
Exons: 4
Coding region: 1-480 (159 amino acids)
Biological process (GO): translation
Cellular component (GO): ribosome; mitochondrial large ribosomal subunit
Molecular function (GO): large ribosomal subunit rRNA binding; structural constituent of ribosome
Source: RefSeq, a predicted model, not a curated record
AUGCAUCCAAAGCACUCCAUUGACCGGUUUCACGACCUGCACCACUUUCGCUUCAACAUGUUGGGACUCAAGGCUCGGAUGCUUAUCAUCGAUAAUUCAGGCGGGCUGAUAGCUGAAUGCAUCAACGUCCUCAAGUUCAAAGGUCGACAAGGCCAUGCCCGUAUUGGGGACGAGAUCGUGUGUGUGAUUAAACGAGCCCGACCGAUUCCCCAAAACUCAUCCGGUCCAUCCUCAUCAUCAUCGAACCUAUUGGCAUCAAACAAAGUGCGCAGGGGUGAUAUCCGACGGGCGGUGGUUGUGCGGACGAAGAAAGAGACCAAUCGGGCAGACGGUCGCUCAAUACGAUUUGACGACAAUGCAGCCGUCCUUUUGAACAACAAGAGAGAGCUGUUGGGUACCAAAAUCAAUGGCGUAGUGGCUGCUGAGCUAAGAGAAAAGGGUUGGGGCCGGAUCAUGUCACUAGCCUCGAGGGUCGUAUAA